Lolium rigidum is the source of this 816-nucleotide messenger RNA. RefSeq lists its product as uncharacterized. The coding region runs from base 43 to 684 and encodes 213 amino acids. Lineage: Eukaryota; Viridiplantae; Streptophyta; Magnoliopsida; Poales; Poaceae. The transcript has a single exon. The record is from RefSeq and is a predicted model, not a curated record.
UCUCCUCUGUCUCUCGUCUCUCCAAGACUCGAACCCACAGCCAUGGCGAUGAUUGACACUGCCUCGAGCUUCGCCAACUGGUCCGACGACCUCUACCACUACGCCCCCAGCCCGGGCCUGUCCCUCGGCGGCGUCGCGGACUCGACGAUCAUCGCCACCGCCGCGGCGCCGACGAGCCCGGCGUCGGCGGGGUCCGGCGACGGGAGCCCGAGCCGGUCGGCGGCCGGGGUCCUGGGCCCUCGGGCGGCGGGCAAGCCGUCGGCGGCGAGGAAGCGUGCGCGCGCCUCGCGCCGCGCGCCCGUGACGAUGCUCAACACGGACGCAGCCAACUUCCGCGCCAUGGUGCAGCAGUUCACCGGCAUCCCCGCGCCCCCCGCCGGCCCGUUCUCCGCCGGCGGCGCGCGGGCCAUCAACUUCGGCGUCCCCGACUACGGCUUCCCGCAGCAGCAGCAGCAGCAGCCGGCGGCCGUGUCCUUCGACCACCUCCACCAGCGGCAGCAGCAGUACACCGGAGCCGCGUUCGGGGAUUACGGCAACGGCACGCAGCAGGCCCUCUCCGGCGGCGUGUUCGGCCACGGGCUCGGCUCGGCGGAGGACAGGAUGUUCCUGCAGAGCCUGCAGGCCGCGCAGAUGCUGCCCGGGGCGCACGCAGCUAACAACGGCGCUAAUGGCUACUUCGCGUAACGAAGUGAUGAAAUGAGUAGAAACAGAGAGAUCGGUUGUGCUGUCUGAAUUUCUUCGCAUGUUUGUUCAAGGUAGAUCAUUUAUCUGAGCUGCACCGAUGUAAAUAUUAAGAUUUUGCCAGUAAUUGUGUCA